This is a messenger RNA of Penicillium atrosanguineum, 1608 nucleotides long. RefSeq lists its product as uncharacterized. Bases 1 to 1608 code for a protein of 535 amino acids. The transcript is spliced from 9 exons. Gene Ontology annotation, biological process: amino acid transmembrane transport. The record is from RefSeq and is a predicted model, not a curated record. Lineage: Eukaryota; Fungi; Ascomycota; Eurotiomycetes; Eurotiales; Aspergillaceae. Gene Ontology annotation, cellular component: membrane. Gene Ontology annotation, molecular function: amino acid transmembrane transporter activity.
AUGGAGUCAUCCGACGAGAAAAAGGUGAAGUCAUUCUCCAAGGAUGUCGAGACGUAUGCAGGUCCCGAGGUCGACGAAGGCGAAGGAAUCAAGAGGGAUCUGAAGUCCCGUCAUAUCAAUAUGAUUGCCAUUGCUGGAAUGAUUGGGACGGGUCUAUUUUUAAGCUCCGGACAGGUCAUUGCCAUUGCGGGCCCUGCAGGUGCAUUCAUGGCCUAUAUUAUCAUGGGCUUCAUCACUGCUGGAGUUGCUUAUACGACAGGAGAAAUCACGGCCUUUAUGCCUGUGACUGGUGGAUUCAUUCGGCAUGCUACCAAGUUCGUUGAGCCAGCUCUCGGCGCAGCGACGGGCUGGAAUUUCUGGUAUACCAUGGCCAUCUCCGCUCCCGCAGAGAUUACAGCAGCUGCGACUGUCGUUCAAUUCUGGAAUGUACCAGUCAAUGUAGCCGUAUGGAUCACCGUCUUUGGAUUCUUCAUUACCGUCGUCAAUGUUUGCGGCGUCCGUCUAUAUGGAGAAACCGAAGUCGUCUUUGCAACUCUGAAGAUUAUGCUGAUCCUUGGGUUGAUCAUCGGCGGCCUCGUUAUUGAUCUCGGCGGCGGCCCUAAUCAUCAACGCCUCGGUUUCCACUAUUGGAACACGCCCGGUGCUUUCAACGAGUAUAUCAACACGGGGUCCACUGGAAGAUUUUUGGCAUUUUGGAAAGUCCUCCUGACCUCUGCCUUUAGCUAUGGCAAUAUUCAAGUGGUGGCCAUUUCGGGCUCGGAGACUCAAACCCCUCGCAAAACCAUUCCUGCUGCAACUAGGAAGAUCUUUAUCCGCGUUUUUCUAUUCUACGUGCUCAGCAUAUUCAUCGUUGGACUUAUUGUACCGUACAACGACCCUGACCUGACUUUGUCUACUGGCACUGCGCAACAAUCACCCUUCCGCUCCGGUGUCUCUGUCCUCCCUCAUAUUAUCAACGGAGUGGUCUGUACCUCUGCUAUCAGCAGCGGUUCGAGCUGUGUUUUUAUCGCAUCUCGAACCUUGUACGGACUGAGUCGAGACGGACACGCUCCUAAGCUGUUUCAAAGGUGCAACCGAUUUGGAACACCUUACUAUGCAGUUGGGCUGACAGUGUUGCUACUUCCACUGAUGUACAUGUCGGUUGGAAGCGACUCAUCCAUCGUUUUCAACUGGUUUGUGAAUAUUACUACCGUUGCGGGCUUGAUAGGCUGGAUUGUUAUUGAAAUAACUUAUCUUCGAUUCCACGCGGGCCUUUCCGCACAGGGAUAUUCAAGAAAAGCCCUUCCUUAUCGCAGCCCCUUGCAGCCAUACACGGCAUGGGCAACUCUCUUCAUGGUUAUCUUGGUCGUCCUAUUCUCCGGAUUCGACGUAUUUACCACCGGAAACUUUACCGCAGCCGGAUUCUUGACCUCUUACUUGAACAUUGCCAUCUUUGCCGUGCUGUACAUUUUCUUUAAGUUCUUCCUGAAGUCGAAAACGAUCCCACUAAAGGAGAUGGACCUACAGACCGAGUUCGAGUCCAUUGAGCAGGAAAAGGAUCACUGGCAGCAUGCCAGUGAGGAGGACCCGGAACGUCGAUGGUGGACUCGUUUAGUUCACUCGAUAUGA